Molecule: messenger RNA, 2263 nt
Organism: Dendroctonus ponderosae (mountain pine beetle)
Lineage: Eukaryota; Metazoa; Arthropoda; Insecta; Coleoptera; Curculionidae
Product: heat shock protein 70 A1
Exons: 1
Coding region: 147-2111 (654 amino acids)
Biological process (GO): cellular response to unfolded protein; protein refolding
Cellular component (GO): cytoplasm
Molecular function (GO): ATP binding; heat shock protein binding; ATP hydrolysis activity
Source: RefSeq, a predicted model, not a curated record
GGUUUCAGGCUGUUGUCAUAGUAUUCGAACAAGCGAUAGCAAACGAAUCAAAAAGCAAACUAGCAAGUGCGAAAUUCAAAGCGAAAUAUCAAGUGAAAAUAAGUUGUUUGUAAUUUGUGAAGUGAAAAAGUAUAGAAAAAGUGAAAAUGGUGAAAAAAGCUCCAGCAGUUGGUAUCGAUUUGGGCACCACAUAUUCCUGCGUCGGUGUCUGGCAGCAUGGAAAAGUGGAAAUCAUCGCUAACGACCAGGGAAACCGAACAACACCCAGUUAUGUUGCCUUUACGGACUCUGAGCGUCUCCUUGGGGACGCUGCCAAGAACCAAGUGGCUAUGAAUCCUUCCAACACCGUUUUUGACGCCAAAAGAUUGAUUGGACGCAAGUAUGACGACCCGAAAAUCCAACAGGACAUCAAGCACUGGCCAUUCAAAGUGGUCAGCGACUGCGGCAAACCCAAGAUCCAAGUCGAGCACAAAGGCGAAAUCAAAAAGUUUGCUCCGGAAGAAGUCAGCUCCAUGGUUUUAACAAAGAUGAAGGAAACAGCGGAAGCGUACCUUGGACAAUCCAUUAAAGACGCAGUAAUCACCGUUCCUGCAUAUUUCAACGACUCUCAACGGCAAGCAACCAAAGACGCCGGAGUUAUAGCAGGAUUGAAUGUUAUGAGAAUCAUCAAUGAACCCACCGCCGCUGCCUUAGCUUAUGGACUGGACAAGAACUUGAAGGGAGAAAAGAAUGUGCUAAUUUUCGACCUGGGAGGCGGCACUUUCGAUGUCUCAAUCCUUACCAUCGAUGAAGGAUCAUUGUUUGAGGUCAGAUCCACAGCUGGUGACACCCAUUUGGGCGGAGAAGACUUUGACAACAGAUUAGUCAACCACUUGGCCGAAGAAUUCAAGAGAAAAUUCAAGAAAGAUCUUCGCUCCAACCCAAGAGCUUUGAGGAGACUGAGAACGGCAGCAGAACGCGCCAAGAGAACUCUCUCUUCAAGUACUGAAGCAACCAUUGAAAUUGACGCUCUAUUCGAAGGCGUCGACUUCUACACCAAAGUUACUCGAGCAAGAUUCGAAGAACUAAAUGCCGACUUAUUCAGAGGAACCCUCCAGCCCGUGGAAAAAGCUCUAGCUGACGCCAAAAUGGAUAAAGGCUCCAUCCAUGACAUUGUCCUGGUGGGAGGAUCGACAAGAAUUCCAAAAAUACAACAACUGUUGCAAAACUUCUUCAAUGGAAAACAACUCAAUCUCAGUAUUAAUCCAGAUGAAGCUGUAGCUUAUGGUGCAGCAGUUCAAGCCGCUGUUUUGAGUGGAGACACUGACAGCAAGAUUCAAGAUGUACUUUUAGUGGAUGUUACGCCACUAUCCCUGGGCAUCGAAACAGCCGGAGGCGUGAUGACGAAGAUCAUUGAAAGAAAUGCCAGAAUUCCUUGCAAGCAGUCGCAAAUAUUUACCACCUACUCCGACAACCAACCGGCUGUAACCAUCCAAGUCUUUGAGGGUGAAAGAGCCAUGACCAAAGACAACAAUCUCUUGGGCACUUUCGACCUAACUGGCAUUCCUCCAGCCCCUCGUGGAGUCCCUAAAAUCGAAGUCACUUUCGACCUAGAUGCCAAUGGUAUUCUCAACGUGGCAGCAAAAGAUACCAGCUCAGGCAAAGAACGAAAUAUUACCAUCAAGAACGACAAAGGCCGCCUAUCUCAAGCUGAUAUCGACAGAAUGUUGUCCGAAGCUGAAAAGUACAAAGAAGAAGACGAGAGGCAAAGAGAAAAAGUAUCAGCCCGCAACCAAUUGGAAGCAUACAUUUUCCAACUGAAACAAGCUGUGCAAGAUUGCGGAGACAAACUGAGUACUGAAGACAAAGCCACCCUUGAAAGGGAAUGCGAGGAUGCCUUAAGGUGGCUGGACAGUAAUACACUGGCUGAAAAAGAGGAGUUUGAGGACAAGCAAAAGCAACUAACAUCAGUCUGCAGCCCGAUUAUCACCAAAUUAUAUGGAGGUGGCGCUCAGAACAACUUUGGAGCGGGAAUGCCAGGAAGCGGGGGCAUGCCAGGAAGCAAUUGUGGACAGCAAGCCGGAGGCUUUGGUGGAGCUAGAUCGGGACCAACAAUUGAAGAAGUUGAUUAAAUCUCAUUGUAAAUGUAUAUUUUAUGUAGUUUAGACGUUCUGACUGAUUAUUUUAUAAUGUUAUUUAGAUGUUAAGAUAUCUGAUACGCUUUAAUAAUUUUCUGUAACAUUUUUUUGUGAUAUUUUUUAAAAUAAAUUAUUUACAGUAUUAA